AGCUCCCAAGUCCCAAGGACGAAUCGUAGCCAGCUAGAUUUUGGAUUACUAAUUCGGAUAAGUGUUGGGUUAGCCCCCAUACCUCAAAUGCGGAGAAACGAUCAAUAUUUGUUAAACUAAGCCAACACCUAUUAAGUCUUCUCGAAGCCACACUUUACGUUCUAAAUAGAUUGGAAAGUAUUUUGGUGUUGCAUUUGUAUCGGCUGUGGUGAGAUUACACCCCGUUUUUCGCAACAAGAAGAUCGAAGAAUGAAUAAAGAAGCACAUGUGGUGGUGCUUCCAUGGUCGGCCUUCGGACACAUGCUUCCCUUCCUACAACUUUCCUUUGCCUUGGCCAAGGCUGGAAUCAAAGUCUCCUUCGUAUCAACCCCAAGAAACAUCCAAAGGCUCCCCAAAAUUCCUCAAAAAUUAUCAUCUCUGAUACAUUUUGUUGAUUUUCCGUUGCCACCUUUAGAAAACAAGCUCUUACCCAAAGGGGCGGAGGCCACUGUGGACAUCCCCUUUGAGAAAAUCCAGUAUCUGAAGCUUCAGUACGAUCUCCUCCGAGACCCCUUCAAGCAGUUCCUCUCUGAGCAACGACCAGACUGGAUAAUCUUUGAUGCCAUCCCUUUUUGGGCAGCUGAAAUAGUAGAAGAGCACUAUAUCCCUUCCAUCUAUUUCUCAGUUUUCUCUGCUUCUACCUAUGCUUUCCUCGGGCCUCCAGAAGACUUGGCUGGGGAUGAUUGGAAAAGAAUCAGGCCUUCUCCUAAAAGUUUUACUUCUCCUCCUGAGUGGGUGACCUUUCCUUCUUCAUUAGCUUACCGGAGUUUUGAGACUACCGGUUUUUAUCAUGCCUUCUUUGGUGGAAAUGCUUCUGGGAUAUCAGACGCAGAGAGGGUUGCUAAAUCUUUCAGUUCAUGUCAAGUUGUGGCAAUACGUAGUUGUCCUGAGUAUGAAGGUGAGUACUUAAAUCUACUAGAGAACAUUAUGAAGAAGCCGGUACUUCCUAUAGGCCUACUUCCACCAGAGAAACUAGAAAGAAGAAGAUCAAGCGAGGAGAAGGAAUGGAUUGAAAUCUUUGACUGGCUCGACAAGCAAAAGCCCAAGUCAGUGGUGUUCGUGGGGUUUGGAAGUGAGUGCAAGCUGAACAAAGAACAAGUUCAUGAAAUAGCAUAUGGGUUGGAGCUAUCAGAGUUGCCAUUUCUGUGGGCACUUAGGAAGCCAGCUUGGGCUGAUGGUGAUCAUGAUGCUCUGCCUCCAGGCUUUUCUGAUCGUACACAUGACAGAGGAGUGGUGCAGUUCGGGUGGGCGCCACAGUCCGAGAUCUUGGGUCACACACCAAUUGGUGGCUCUCUGUUUCACUCUGGAUGGGGAUCUGUCAUAGAAAUUCUACAGUUUGGGCACUCUCUGAUUUUACUACCAUUUAUCAUUGAUCAACCCUUGAAUGCUAGGGUCUUGGUGGACAAGGGCUUGGCUGUGGAAGUAGAGAGGAAUGAAGAUGGAUCUUUUACUAGGGAAGGUAUAGCCAAAGCAUUAAGACUUGCCAUGGUGUCCGAGGAAGGAGAGAGUCUGAGGAUCAAAGCUCAAGAAGCAGGAAGGAUUUUUGGGGACCAAAAGCUUCAUGCUAGUUACUUUGGUAAAUUUGUUGAAUAUCUGAAGAAAGAGGUUCAAGAUUAAAGAUAACCGUUGAAGAUAAAUGGAACAGUGAAGCAAGGUUACUGUUUAUAUGCACUGUUUAUGUUCAGUUCAGUUUUAAUUAUGUUGUUGAGAAGAUUUUUUUUUAAUUCUUUAAUGUAAUCUUUAUGUAUCUUUAAUUGUAUAUGUGUACUAUGCUCUUUGCUUUAUUGGAUUUAUAUUAUUAUUCAAAUGUAUUAGGUAAAUAUUGUAUGUGGCUAGUGUUAUUUUGUACAAAAUUAAAGCAUACUAAAGUUG
This is a messenger RNA of Rubroshorea leprosula, 1911 nucleotides long. The record is from the annotation of a GenBank genome assembly. Lineage: Eukaryota; Viridiplantae; Streptophyta; Magnoliopsida; Malvales; Dipterocarpaceae.